AGCUGCAGUGCCAGGAUGCUGCCUCUGUCGGUGCAGGCGUUCUGCUGCCUUCCUGGGUCCCGCCGCAGUCUUCUUGCUCAACCGUUGGGUGCACAGGAUGGAAACAGCGCUCCCCUAUUUGGAAGACAGCGCGUGGCUUGGCUGCAUAGAGUCAUUGCUGGAGACUGAAACGGCAGGGGGUUUCUCAGGCUUUCUCUAGCCUGUCUAUAUUGGAGGAAAGGGGGCACUCCAUGCCUGACAGGCCCAAGAAGAUGGAAAGACAAGUGGGAGGCGGGAUCCUCAGUCGCUUCCGCAAACGACUGCCUCUACACCGAGCAGGACCUCCCCAGGAGAAUCUGGGAGAAGUAGUGAAGGAACCAGAAAGAGCCCUGGAGCACUGUCUACCCAACUUUGCUGGAGGGCAGCACUUCUUUGAAUACCUCCUCGUGGUUUCUCUCAGAAAAAAGCACUCAGGGGAAGAUUAUGAGCCCAGGAUCAUCUACCAGUUUCCCAAGCGAGAGAACUUGCUUCGGGGUCAACAAGAGGAGGAGGAGCGGCUGCUCGGAGCCAUCCCCUUGUUUUGCUUCCCAGAUGGGAACGAGCGGGCCCCACUCACUGAGUGUCCCAGGGAGACCUUCUCGUUCGUUCUGACCAAUGUGGACGGGAGCAGGAAGAUUGGAUACUGCAGGCGCCUCUUGCCCGACGGCCGUGGUCCUCGCCUCCCCAGGGUGUACUGCAUCAUCAGCUGCAUCGGCUGCUUCGGCUUGUUCUCCAAGAUCCUGGAUGAAGUGGAAAAGAGGCAUCAAAUCUCCAUGGCCAUCAUCUACCCAUUCAUGCAGGGCCUCCGAGAGGCAGCUUUCCCCGCUCCUGGGAAGACUGUCACCCUCAAGAGCUUCAUUCCUGACUCAGGCACUGAGUUCAUUUCCCUGACACGGCCCCUGGAUUCCCACCUAGAGCACGUGGAUUUUCGUUCUCUCAUGCGUUGCCUCAGUUUUGAGCAGAUUCUUCAGAUCUUUGCCUCUGCAGUGCUGGAAAGAAGAAUCAUCUUCUUGGCAGAAGGUCUCAGCACCCUGUCUCAGUGCAUCCAUGCUACUGCCGCGCUGCUCUACCCCUUCAGCUGGGCCCACACCUACAUCCCCGUGGUCCCCGAGAGCCUGCUGGGAACUGUCUGCUGCCCCACUCCCUUCAUGGUUGGAGUCCAAAUGCGCUUCCGGCAGGAGGUUUUGGACAGCCCCAUGGAAGAGGUCCUGUUGGUGAAUCUUUGUGAAGGAACCUUCUUAAUGUCAGUUGGUGAUGAAAAAGACAUCCUACCACCCAAGCUUCAGGAUGACAUCUUAGAAUCUCUUAGUCAGGGCAUCAAGGAGUCACAGACUUCUGAACAAAUCAAUGAGCAUGUUUCAAGGCCUUUUGUGCAGUUCUUUGUCAAGACUGUGGGCCACUAUGCUUCCUACAUCAAGCGGGAGGCGAAUGGGCAAGGCCGCUUCCAAGAACGGGCCUUCUAUAAGGCUCUGACCUCCAAGGCCAACCGCCGGUUUGUGAAGAAAUUUGUGAAGACACAGCUCUUCUCCCUUUUCAUCCAAGAAGCCGAAAAGAGCAAGAACCCUCCUGCAGAUUAUUUCCAAAAGAAAAUACUUGAAUAUGAGGAACAGAAGAAACAGAAGAAACCAAAGGAAAAGACUGUGAAAUAAGAGCUGUGGUGAACAGGACUGCCUAAACCUAUAGGCCAGUAGUGGACUUUGACCCCUGCCAGCACGGUAUGAUGUGAAGCUCUCAGUCAAUAGAAUCCACAGCCUUCUUCAGAGUCCUGGUAACCAGGUCUUGCUUCAGGUUGGUGUCUUGAGUUUGGGAUUUCUGAAAUCAGCUUUCUCAAGACUUUGGAAGGCUCGGACCUCUGUGCUCACAGAGCUGGGCACAUAGCUGCCUUUUAUGCAGAGGUGACACAGGGCAAGGAACAGUAGUAGAGGUGGUGUAGAGCCCCAGAAGUUUCUGGAACUGCCCUCUCCCAGGAAGCACUAUUACAAAAUCCUCUACAGAGAAACAAGUUGUCGCCCAAAUGUUCAGUUUCUUCACAUAUAAACAGAGGUCUGUGGACAUGUGAGGAUAAGAAUAAAGACGAAAAUCUUGCUCUUUACAUGUGUAUCUCUGGCUUCCACUGUGGAGAGAUAACCAGCAAAACAAGGCAAGAGAUGUGAGAAUAAACUGGACUAGAUGCGGAGGACUGGCAACAGUGCCCAGAACUCUGGUGCUGUGUCUGGGAAUGAUGGGCACCAGGAGAGCCUUCUGCUAGAAGAGGUGAGGGAUACUGGUAACAGCAGCAGCAGCACUGAGGAUACAGCAGUGGUUCUUGGUUCAAGUUAGGUGUGUUUUCCAGAAUCCUGGGGCGAAAGGCUGCUAGCCUUUCGUGAAAUAUCUGAAGUUGAGAGUGACUUGACAGUAGGAAUCGCAGCUGAAGAAGGCAGUGAAGAACACUACAUUGUUUCCAUCAAUAGGUCUGUCUGGCCAUCACUUCCAGUUUGGAACGUUCCAUUUUAGACAUCCUACUUCCAACUUCAUUAUUUUGAGAAGCUAGUUCAACUCUUUGGCUAAGGGCAGAGGGAUCUCCACAUUGACAUUUUUUUCUCUCGGAAGAAAAGAGAAUCAUCAUCUUAAAAGUCCAAAGUUUAGUAGUCACCUGGUCCUUCUUCCCUCUGUAUCUCUACUGACAGCUUCUGUUUAAAUACUGUAAGGGAUGGGAAACUUUUAGAAGCAUCCUUUUUUU
Messenger RNA from Bubalus bubalis (water buffalo), 2737 nucleotides. RefSeq names its product DENN domain containing 2D (gene DENND2D). Gene Ontology annotation, cellular component: nucleoplasm; cytosol. The record is from RefSeq and is a predicted model, not a curated record. Bases 231 to 1667 code for a protein of 478 amino acids. NCBI's taxonomy places the organism in Eukaryota, Metazoa, Chordata, Mammalia, Artiodactyla, Bovidae. The transcript is spliced from 12 exons.